Messenger RNA from Trichoplax adhaerens, 1029 nucleotides. RefSeq lists its product as uncharacterized. The transcript has 4 exons. The record is from RefSeq and is a predicted model, not a curated record. Gene Ontology annotation, biological process: gamma-aminobutyric acid signaling pathway; G protein-coupled receptor signaling pathway. Gene Ontology annotation, cellular component: G protein-coupled receptor heterodimeric complex; membrane. Lineage: Eukaryota; Metazoa; Placozoa; Uniplacotomia; Trichoplacea; Trichoplacidae. Gene Ontology annotation, molecular function: G protein-coupled GABA receptor activity. The coding region runs from base 1 to 1029 and encodes 342 amino acids.
AUGCAUUUAUACUAUAAUCAUAUUGCUGUAUCAAAAUCAGAUGGCCACGCACCAGCUGUAAUAAUACCUCAUGCAAUAAUAGCCAUUCAAAUUUCAAGCUCAGCUUUUGCAACAAUAGCAUCUCUCUGUAUCUUGGGAAUUUGCUUGGCCCUAAUAUGUCUUGGUUUUAAUAUUGUCAAACGCAAGCAUAGGUUUAUUAAAAUGUCAAGUCCCAACAUAAAUAAUUUAUUAACAAUUGGUUGCAUUAUAUGCUAUGUGGCAAUCAUCCUAUUUGGUGUGGAUACUAAUUUUAUGGCAUCAGUUAACCUGCCGAUCAUUUAUGCCAUGAGAGUAUGGUUUCUUUGCAUUGGAUUUACCAUUGCAUUUGGAUCAUUAUUUGUUAAGACUUGGCGAGUUUAUAGAAUUUUUAAUAAUAAAACUGGAAGGAAAAUAAUUAUUAGAGAUGGGUCUCUAAUUCGUGCUGUAAUGCAGUUGGUGUUGAUUGAUGUUGCAAUAUUAUUAAUUUGGCUAUUAGUUGAUCCAUAUAAGCUUAAACAACAGACUAGUUUCGUUUAUGAGCCUAUAACGAUCGCAGGCACUUCGUAUCGUGGCAAAGAAAUUAUUCAGUACACAUGCACAAGCACUCAUUCCAUAUUAUGGCUUGCAGUUAUUUAUAGCUAUAAAGGCUUAUUGAUGCUUUUUGGAGCUUAUUUGGCAUUUGCAACUCGUCGUGUGGCUAUUGAAGCUCUCAAUGAUUCACAAUAUAUUGCCGUAUGCAUCUACCAAGUUACUAUCCUCAGCAUGAUUUCUGUUGCUAUUAGCUUCAUCACAUCAACUAAUGUUGAUUUAAGCUAUAUGCUCUUUUCUGGCAUGUCGCUGCUUUGCGUAACUUCGGUUUUAUGCAUCGUCUUUAUCCCUAAGGUAAUUUUAAAUUCUACUAAUGAUUUUAUUCUGCAUAAAUCAGCUGCAAGACCAUGCAUGAGUUGUUCUAGAGAUUUUAUCAAAUUACUCUCACUGCAUUUAUUUAACCUUAAAAACUCUGCUAAUUAG